This is a messenger RNA of Tetrahymena thermophila SB210, 678 nucleotides long. Its product is annotated as LITAF-like zinc ribbon domain protein. The transcript has a single exon. Gene Ontology annotation, molecular function: zinc ion binding. Lineage: Eukaryota; Ciliophora; Oligohymenophorea; Hymenostomatida; Tetrahymenidae. The record is from RefSeq and is a predicted model, not a curated record.
AUGAGUGAACCUGUAAAAGAAUACUACACACCAUUAGCAAAUACUGAUUAAAAUUAAAAUAAUAUCAAAUCAAACAAUUAGUAUUAAAAUUAUAAUGGCAAUGCCAAUAAUAUAAAUAACAAUGUGGGAUAUGAAUAAAUGAGUUAGCCAAUUGGAUAACCUAUGAUGCCUCCUCCUUAAUAUGGAUAAAAUGGAGUAUAUCCUGGCAAUAAUUACUAUCCUCAAGCUUAAAAUAAUGGCUAUUAAGCACAAAAUGGGAUAUAAGGUGGUUCUUAUUAAGGAUCAUCAUCUGGAAGUAAUUAAUUCUAUUAACAACCUCCCUAUGUAUAACCUCUAUACUAACCUCCAGGUUAUGCUUAAGGUGUUCCAUUAGAAGCCCAAGUAAAUAGGAUAUAAGGUUCAGGAAGCGCAAACCCUUAAGUUCCCAUGCUUACUAACUUAGAUAACUGUGAAUAUCCCACUGCAUUUAGAUGUAAUUUUUGCUAAAAAGAGAGUGUUAGUACUAUGACUAGAGAGCCUGGAACUGGAACAUGGAUGGCUUGUUGUUGUCUAUUCUUUUGCACAUUUGGUGUACUUUCAUUUAUUCCUUUUUGCACAGAUUCUUGUCAAGAUAAAAAGCACUUUUGUCCAUUCUGUGGAGCCUAGGUUGGCUUUAGAGAAUAUAAACCUUGUGGCUGA